Trichoderma reesei QM6a is the source of this 2841-nucleotide messenger RNA. RefSeq lists its product as uncharacterized. The annotation marks the transcript as partial. Gene Ontology annotation, biological process: mRNA catabolic process. Gene Ontology annotation, cellular component: exosome (RNase complex); P-body. Gene Ontology annotation, molecular function: 3'-5'-RNA exonuclease activity; RNA binding. Lineage: Eukaryota; Fungi; Ascomycota; Sordariomycetes; Hypocreales; Hypocreaceae. The transcript is spliced from 3 exons. The record is from RefSeq and is a predicted model, not a curated record.
CAACCGAAAUAUGGGCAAAGUCAUGUACCCCAAUCCGCCCCUCAACUAGAAUCAGCAGAUCAAUAUGCUUCCUAUCUGCCAAUCCGCAAGCGGCUGCGGCUAUGGACUGCCCAGUAUGGCGAACAAACCAAUCCCGAUAGCAUGCCUCCCGAUAUGGUCCUGUAUGGAGGAGUAUCAAACGACCUCAGUCGAACUCAGUCAACAGGUUCUUCCGAGAUGGACCAGCUGCGGCCUGUUCAGACCGGAAUGACAGACGCAAUUGAAGAGGACUUGGGGGAUGGCGAGCCGGAGACGGCUGCUGUUGGUGUGAGCACCAGACAGCCCGGUGAUUUCGUUGAAUUGAAACAAAUUGGCUCGAGAGUGCCCCUGUUCGCAAUCUAUCUGGGAUACUUUGGAGAGAGACACCAUUUCUACGCCUCCAACGGUAGAUGGUUAACCAGCAUGGGAUACUCGCCGCUGUUCACGGUUGCCAAGUUUGUGACCCAGGAGGAGUUGGCGCCUGUGAUUGCCAAGAUGCCCAAGAACGGGACACCGGAGCUGUUUGAGGAGCUCCGUCGCAACGACAACGGCCCUUCCAGAGACGACGGCGCUCGGCUGAUCGAGAAGAUGGUGGACUUUAGACUCAAAGCAGAUGCAGUGCGCCAAGGCAACCUCGCAAAGCUGGAUGCCGUUCGGACGUUCUUGUCAAACCGGCGACAGGUCAGCUACCUCAGUCUUUUCGAAAUCGCCGACAUACUGCUGCCGGCGUCUCUGAAGAAGGACGGCCGGUUCCCGCCCUUUGCCCUUUAUGCGGUCCAUGCAGCUCUUUACCAGAACGAAAUUGGCUUCCGGCCGCUCAGCCCGACUAGCGACUGCCACCGGCGAGAUCAUUUAUUCGAAAUCUUCCCUCAUUAUCAAGCGAAUGUCAUCAACAGAGUCGUUACCAUGGUGCGUGAUUACACGGCAACGAGCGGGAAACGCUUUAGGCAGCCCACCCGUGAUGAGCUGGAAGACACUGCCCUGGGUCUGUUCAUACUGGAGGCACGCAGGACCGUCCUUGCCAGUCGCUCGAAGAGACAAUGGACGCCGCAUGGCAUCCUCACCCCUGCAGAUGGUAUGGAGCUGCCGCAGCCAGAGUGGUCCCAGCCUAGCAAGGAUAUCAUUUCAUUCUUAGAAUGGUGGGCGAGCUACGAUCUCUUCGAACCUGGAUCGAAGUUUCACGGCCACGGCGCCUUGAUCCUCCGUGCUCUCCAGCUCUACGACGACGCUGUCCUCGACCAGAGCACUGCUUGGACUUUUCUGCAGGAGAUCGGCAUCAUUCCCCCGUGGGAAGUCCCGUCACGUUACAAAGUGCGCUUCCCAGAAGUCAAAAUCACUAGGGGUGGUGGACUGGAACGUGACAUUCCCAAAGAUAUCGAAGCCUCGAAGCGGCCAGAUAUUGCAGCAGGAUUCAGGCGAGCACACACGCAAUCCACCAUAUUCUGCAUCGACGCAGUUUCUACCAUGGUUAUUGACGACGGCAUCUCGCUAGAACGCACGGAUAACCCUGAUGAGUUUUGGCUUCACGUCCACGCGGCUGAUCCUGCGUCGAGCAUCAAGCCCAACUCUGACCUGUGCAAGUUUAUGGAGCUGAUACCCGAAAACAUUUACCUGCCUGGGCACUUUCAAGCUAUGCUUCCCUCCAACCUAGGAGAAGAGGACGAUGCCAAGGACUAUGCCUCGGACGGUCUCGUUGGCCAGUUCUCACUCAAGCCAGGUAGCCCAGCAUUGACUUUCAGUGCGAAGGUCAACAGGGCCGGCGACUUGCUGGAUUUCAAGGUCGAGCCUAGCACGCUUGACAAAGUUGUUUAUCUGGAUCCCGAAGAUGUAUCUCGUUUCUGCAAUGAGCCGCCACCGCCGCCAGCCCUACGGAGCAAGCGCCUUUCCAAGGGCGCAUGGCCGUACUUCUUUCCGCGCCCCUCCGUCUCCGUGAAGCAAGGUGAUGCCCCUGAUACCACAGACACGUCCAGGUUUCUGCCCGCGGAUCCUUACAUCAAGGCUGCCUAUGAGCCAUCAACUGGCUGUUCCGUCGUCUCCAACACAAUGGUUCUGGCCGGUGAAAUCGCGGCACGCUGGUGUUCAUCUCGCGGCAUCCCUAUUCCCUAUCGGAGGGACGUCAAGUUCCGGCAUGGUUGGAAGGAGGCAUUUGACUAUGCAACAAAGAACAUUUACCCUCUGGUUCAGAAAGGAAUCGAACCAAGCAGCAGCCAGCGGCAAGAACUGAUCCGACACACUGGCGGAAUCGAAAUAGCCAGUCAACCUGGCCCGUAUUUCCUCCUUGGCCUCGAUAUGUACGCCAAAGCUACGUCGCCCCUCCGCCGCUUCUCUGACCUGCUGGUUCACUGGCAGAUCCAUGCUGCCUUGGCACACGAGCGGAAGAUUCAGCGGACCAUCGACCCCAUCACUGACGACCUGGAUGCCAUUCUCCCCUUUACCACCAGCCAGCUUGCAACGACGCUCCCACUGUUACAGGUGCGCGAGAAGAUGGCGCGAACAGUCUCUCGUGGCAUUCUCGAGUGGAUCCUUAUGGCCCUUGUCCGCGCAUGGCGCUUCGAGAAGACGGCGCCUGAAAAGCUCCGGUUUACCGUCGAUUCUCGCUGGCGACAGGGCUGCAUUGGCAGGGUGGACUUGUUCGAUCUGCAAGCGGUGAUGGAUAUUGAAGGCUUGAACAAGAAGAUGCUCAUCAAAGACGUCCGGGUCGGAGACCAAUUUGAAGUCGAGCUUGCAGACGUCAACGUUCAUUCUCGGCGCAUCUCCGUGAAGGCACUGAAGUAUCUCGGUUCCAAUGCUGACAAGAAUUCGUCAAUGCCGGCUUUGACAUGA